Schistosoma turkestanicum is the source of this 3000-nucleotide messenger RNA. Lineage: Eukaryota; Metazoa; Platyhelminthes; Trematoda; Strigeidida; Schistosomatidae. The record is from the annotation of a GenBank genome assembly.
AUGGAAGUCAUUGUUGAGUAUGAUUAUACUGCUGAGGAAAACGAUGAAUUAACAAUUAAAAAGGGUGAUGUCAUCAGAGACGUUUCUCAGUUCGAGGAAGGAUGGUAUAUUGGAUGUCUGAAUGGUCGUAUUGGAGUUUUUCCAGAUAAUUUUGUCAAGGUUAAAUCAUCUGCGCAAUCCAAGGUGUCGCCUAUUACAGUCGCUGAAGUCGGAUCAAAACAGACAAACAAUAUUGAUACUAAUAAUAUGUCAACCAGUGACUAUGAAAAUAAUCAUCAAUCCACUUCUCCAGCAAAACCUAAACCUGUUUGUGGAAUUGGCUUAGGCAAUAUCUUCAGUGGUCAACCUAUUCAACUGAAACAAACCGCUUUAAAAGAAGUAGUCAAUAAAGAAAAUGAAUCAGUUGCUGAAAGGACUAUCGGAAACAGUAAAAUAAUUCAUCAUGAUGACACUUCAUCGAGUCAUUAUUCAGCCAAUCAAGUUCGAGCACGUUAUGAAUAUGUACCGAAACAAGCGGAUGAAUUAGAACUGCACAUUGAUGAUAUUAUACAAGUAUUAGAUCGUAAUUUACCUGAUGAUGGUUGGUGGAAAGGUAGAAAUAUGCGUACAAAUUUGAUUGGUAUAUUCCCGGAUAAUUUUGUUGCACCUAUGAAUGGUACAAACAAAGAAUUAGAUGAGAAUAAAUCACAGCAUUCUACAAAUCCAUCCAAUGUACCAAAUAAAAGUGUAUCUGUUAAAACAAUUACACUACAGAAUGGUAAUGAAAAUACUGCAAAUCCUAAAAGUCUUCGAAGCACUAAUCCUACACUCUCACCAAAUUCAAGUCAUGCAACUACAUUUGACGCGAAUCGAAUAACCAAUAAUAAACCUUUAACUCAUAGUUUUUCCACUAGAACAGCUGUUGUACCAAGUUCUGGUACAAUAACUUAUCAAUCAAGUAAUUUCACGAAUACUGUAUCUUCUGGCGGAUCAUUAUCUUCAGUGGCAAGGUCGAAUUCUUUUGGCAAUUCAUUAAAUAUCAACCAACCAACUGCAGCAACAACCGGUUCCAGUUUAGCUCAAGGUGUAAUUAGUUCAGCUAUUAAUGGUAAAUGGAGAUCAACUGAUAAACAUGAUACUUAUGAAUUGUCAAAAGUUCACAAUGGAGGUGAUGAUGAUACAAAGCCGAUAGAUAAUGUAAGUGUGCAAAGAUUAGUCGGGUGUACAGCUGGUCGACCAAGGCAACCUGGUAGAAGACUUCCUACCAAGUUAUCUAAUGUUACAAAUGCAGCUCCUGAUUUAACUCAUCCAUUGAAUACUCCUCCUAUUCGAAGUACUAUUCCAGCGUCGAAAUCCACUGAUACUACUACUCAUAUUAUAUAUGAUACACCAGUAGUGAAUAGGAUUAAUGCAACAGAGAUAAAUGAAAAUCAUAUUAGUUCAUCAUCAUUAAGUGUUGAACCAGUUGACAAGACCAAUGAAUCCACCACAUAUAAACAACAACAAGGACGAACAACCAACCCGACUAUAAAUUCGUCACGGACAACUAAUCUGCAGGGUAGUGAAAGUUCCAAUGGUUCAAGUGAAAUAAAUCAGAGCUCUGAAAAUCUGCUGAAUUUAACAAAUCAUGUAGCAUUAAAUCAUCGUGCCAAUAAAAGUCAACAGCAUGAGGACAUGCAACAACAAUUCGAUCAAUUUCAAAAUGAAAUGAAACAACAAUUACGUGAUCUUCGUCAUGAAUGUGAUCUGUUGAAAGAAACUCAUUUACAACUACGAAAUGAUUGGUUGAAAGGACAAAGGUGUUUAACUGAACGACUUCAAACUCUUAUGAAUGAACUUGAUGAGAUUAAAAAGUUAAGAGCUAACGAUGCUGUAGAAUUAUCUAGAUUUCGUACAAUUUUAAUGCAAUUAGAUGCCAGUUCAAUUAUCAAUUCAUCGAAUCAUAUUAAUUUUGAUAAUUCAGAUUAUUUGGACAAAUCAUCAACUGGUACAGAGUUAAAUACAAAUUUAUUAUUAAAUCAAAAAAGUGUGAAUUUCACAAAAACUCACUUGAAUGAAACUGACGAAAAUCAUAGAGAUCAAAAUGAUAGUAUUGGUUUAUUCGAUAAUAAAUAUCAUCAGUCAAAUCAAAUCAAGUCAAAAACUACUAAAACUUCAAUGCGCCCCAGACCUGUUCCAACUUAUGGAACUGUCAGUAAUGUGGAUAAUUAAAAUUCUUGUUGUUGUUGUUGUUGUUGUUGCUAUUUGCGAUAUUUUUUUUAACUAUUCGAAUAACUUUUAAAAAGCUAUUCACUUUAAUGACAUCCAUUAGUAAAUAAAACGAUUCCCUAUACCUAUUGUUCUCAAGUUCAAACAGUGAAAAGUGAUUCUCUGUACAUAAAUUUUUUUUCCAUUCACCUUUGUUUUUGUAUUCAUUCCUGUUUGUUCCUAAUAAUUCGUAAUUGCUGCACAAAAAAAAACAUACAUACAUAUUUUGAUUUUAAACGAUUAUAUAACUUGAAAUUUUAUCGUAAACUUAAAACACAAUGAUCAUUUUUUUUUUAUUUCCUAAAGGUUAUUUGUGAUUAAUUUCAUUUAGUUUGAGGAGUUUUUCAUUAUCCAUAUCACUUCAACACAUUAUACUAAUAGUCAGUUUUGUUUGACCGUUAAUUAUUUUUACAAUAUUGUGUUUUCUCAUUCUUAUAUACUAAUUUGAUCUAUAGUUUACAUUGGUUUAGUUUUUCUAGACGAAGCAAUUAUCUAAUGGACAGAUUUUGUUUCGUUUUCAUACAAAAUAAUUUCACGCUUUGUAUGCAACCUAAUUUAUCAUUGAACAUGUAUUAAUUACGGUAAAGUAAUUGAGAUUUUUUUUAAAUUGAGUAAACAUAUAAACCAACUGCUCUGUAAUCUGUUACUUAAGACAAGUUGCAUUAAAUUGUAAUCGAUCGAUACACUUUUACGAUAAGUGGUGUACUCAAGUUUAAAAUUUCAAAGACAAUGUUCUACUGAAACUUGAUUAAACUGUUUUGAAGUCAGUCUAAC